Messenger RNA from Sorex fumeus (smoky shrew), 569 nucleotides. It is a transcript of the gene CRABP1, whose product is annotated as cellular retinoic acid binding protein 1. NCBI's taxonomy places the organism in Eukaryota, Metazoa, Chordata, Mammalia, Eulipotyphla, Soricidae. Gene Ontology annotation, cellular component: nucleus; cytosol. Gene Ontology annotation, molecular function: fatty acid binding. The coding region runs from base 71 to 484 and encodes 137 amino acids. The record is from RefSeq and is a predicted model, not a curated record. The transcript has 4 exons. Gene Ontology annotation, biological process: fatty acid transport.
CGCGGCUCAGACCUCAGUGUCCGCAGAGCCUCCGGGAGGGUGCCGGGUGCCAGCCGCCGCCACCGCCACGAUGCCCAACUUCGCCGGCACCUGGAAAAUGCGCAGCAGCGAGAAUUUCGACGAGCUGCUCAAGGCGCUGGGGGUCAACGCCAUGCUGAGGAAAGUGGCCGUGGCGGCCGCGUCCAAGCCGCACGUGGAGAUCCGCCAGGACGGGGACCAGUUCUACAUCAAGACGUCCACCACCGUGCGCACCACCGAGAUCAACUUCAAGGUCGGCGAAGGCUUCGAGGAGGAGACCGUGGACGGGCGCAAGUGCAGGAGUUUGGCCACUUGGGAGAAAGAGAACAAACUACACUGUGCCCAGACGCUCCUGGAAGGCGAGGGCCCCAAGACCUACUGGACCCGGGAGCUGGCCAACGAUGAGCUCAUCCUGACGUUCGGUGCUGAUGAUGUCGUUUGCACCAGGAUCUAUGUCCGGGAAUGAGGCGACGCACGCAGCCCUGCUGGGUGGGUGCAUGUUCUCUGAGGGGUGCCCUGGGUCUGCCCUCCCUGUAGUGCCCGUGCCCGUC